This is a messenger RNA of Schizosaccharomyces japonicus yFS275, 2478 nucleotides long. RefSeq names its product C-22 sterol desaturase Erg5. NCBI's taxonomy places the organism in Eukaryota, Fungi, Ascomycota, Schizosaccharomycetes, Schizosaccharomycetales, Schizosaccharomycetaceae. The transcript has 2 exons. The record is from RefSeq and is a predicted model, not a curated record. Gene Ontology annotation, biological process: ergosterol biosynthetic process. Bases 266 to 1966 code for a protein of 566 amino acids. Gene Ontology annotation, molecular function: oxidoreductase activity, acting on paired donors, with incorporation or reduction of molecular oxygen; heme binding; C-22 sterol desaturase (NADPH) activity.
CUUACUCCCUCAGGUUCUCCGCGGCGGAUGCGACAAACGGCAAGCGAGAAUCGCAUAUGCGCCUCAAUUCCAUACAUGCGUUCCGUUAGAUAGAUUUCAAUCUAUAAUAACCCAAACAAUUGCAAUAUAUUUCUGAAACCACGAGAUUUCUCAAUUCCCCUCCAACCGUUAGUGCCUUAAUUCGGUCCACCCGAAUUCCGCACAUAACCAGAGCCAUUACCAUAUAAACCACCAUUUCACGAAACAGUUCUCAAUUAGACUUCUAAUGGGUACAACUAAUGUCACAGAGUCUGCUGUAAAGCAUACUCUUCAUCUUUUCGGCCAUGAGCUUCACUUUUCUGGCUGGACGAUUUGUUUUACUAUUCUCGCAAUUUUAAUCGCUUAUGACCAAAUUUCUUAUCAAAUUCAAAAGGGAACAAUUCCCGGUCCCAUCGUUAAAAUCCCCUUUAUGGGUUCCUUUUUGGACAGUAUGAAACCCACCUUUGAAAAGUAUCACACAAAAUGGAUGAGUGGUCCUCUGUCCUGUGUAUCUGUAUUUCACAAGUUCGUCGUUAUCGCUUCUGAGCGUGAAAUGAGUCGUAAAAUUCUCAACUCUCCUAAUUAUGUUCAACCUUGUGUUGUUGACGCUGGAAAAAAGAUUCUGAAGCCCAAUAACUGGGUCUUCUUGGACGGCAAGGCUCAUGUUGAGUACCGUAAGGGUUUGAACGGAUUGUUCACUCGUCGUGCCUUGGCCAACUACCUUCCUGCCCAGGAAGCUGUGUACAAUAAGUAUUUCAAGGAAUUCCUUGAUUAUUCAAAGGACGACUAUAAGCAGUACAUGAUUCCUUUCCGUGAUAUCAAUGUUGCUGUUUCUUGCCGUACUUUCUGUGGUUCUUACAUUUCCGACGAUGCCAUUACUGAGAUUGCCGACCAUUACUGGCGUAUUACUGCCGCAAUGGAACUUGUAAACUUCCCAAUCGUUCUUCCGUUCACGAAAAUCUGGUAUGGUAUCAAGGCCCGUGAUGUUGUUAUGAAGUUUUUCAUGAAUGCCGCUGCCCAGUCUCGUAAGAAUAUGGAAGCUGGCAAGCCUAUUACGUGUAUGAUGGAUGAAUGGAUUCAUGAGAUGAUUGAGGCUCGUGAGUACAAGGAAAAGGGUGCUGCCGAGGGUGCCGAGAAGCCUUCAAUCCUCAUUCGUGAUUUCAGUGACGAAGAGAUCUCAUUGACUUUCCUCUCCUUCUUGUUCGCCUCUCAGGAUGCUACUUCCAGUGCUAUGACCUGGCUGUUCCAAAUGCUCGCCGACAACCCCGAGGUCCUGAGAAAGGUCCGUGAGGAGCAAAUUUCUAUCCGUAAUGGUGACCCGAAGGCCCCUAUUACUAUUGAUUUGGUGGACAAAAUGGAAUACACUCGCUGGGUUGUCAAGGAGUGUCUUCGCCUUCGUCCUCCUGUUCUCAUGGUUCCUUACCGUGUGAAGAAGGGUUUCCCCAUCCGCUCUGAUUACACGAUUCCCAAGGAUUCUAUGGUCGUGCCUACUCUGUGGUGUGCUCUUCAUGAUCCCGAAGUUUUCCCCGAGCCUGAUAACUUCAUUCCUGAGCGCUGGGGUCCCGAAGGCACCGCUGAAAAGAGCCCUAAGAGUUGGCUUGUAUUUGGAACGGGUCCGCAUGUUUGUUUGGGUCAACGCUAUGCUGUUAUGCACUUAAUUGCUUGCAUCGGCAAGGCCAGUAUUGAAUUGGAUUGGAAACAUAAGCGCACUGAGGACUCUGACACCCAGAUGAUUUUCGCUACGACUUUCCCUCAGGACAUGUGUUAUCUUAAGUUUUCCCCAUUUGAUUCUACCAAGUUGUGGAAUGAGCUCCGCCACAAGAAACAUGAGAAGCCCGAGAAGCACGAAGGACACGAUUUACAAAGGGAGCAGUCUAUCAACACUGUCGCUUCCAGCACCACUGAAAGCUUAGCUGAAGGUUUGACCCAGACUGUUACCGAAGCCUAAACAACCCUUGUAAAUGCUUCUGUGUCUCUUUGAGCGUUCUAUCUCGGAUUCCAUGUCAUGUAUUAUUUUUUGCUGUAUCUACGGUACCCAUGGGAUCUGUGCUAUGUGUGGUGAGUAUUCUCCCUGCGUUCACGAGUGUUCUCAUGGGUUGAACUUUGUUCUUGUCUCCUCUCCCUAAGUACGUUUUUUAGGGCGUUCUUUGUUGCACACUUUUGGGUGUUAUUCUUCCGUGCAAUGAAGUCUGUUUGUCUGUGUGUUGCUGAUUUCGGAAUCGCACACAUGACCUGUAAAACUAAGACUGUACUAUUUUCUUUCUUCUUGACACGUUUUCUCUACGCUUCCGUGUUAUGCUGCUAUAAGCGCCUACCUGUACUUUUCUACUUGUUCUGUACUAAUAUACUUGUAUCAAGGGUUACACCCCGGAUUUUUCUCUAUAAACGACUUUACGAUUUCAAGGUUUGUAAUAACAGUGGUGGUAGUAUUCAUAAAAUUGAUCAAUAACUUGUAGCGGG